AUGACUAUUUCAUAUUUGUCGAAGAAAGCUUUCAAAUCCGAAGAGUUUUUGGCCGCUUCUAUUGUGAGGUUUAUCCCGACAGAUGUCGCUUUGUUUAUUCUAAAACUGGAGGUAGAAAAAGUUGCAGCCCAACGUUCAUUCCUGUUUCUUUGGUGUGGCUCACACGAAGGGCUUAAUGAAGGGAGAAAGUGUUUAAAGAAGUGGGGCUUUCGUCGUUGUGAGGACAUUUGCUGGAUCAAAACAAAUAAAACCAAUCCUGGAAACACAAAAUAUCUUGAACCAGAUGCCAUAUUUCAACACACUAAAGAACACUGUCUGAUGGGAAUCAAAGGCACUGUAAGGAGAAGCACUGAUGGAGACUUUAUUCAUGCAAAUGUUGAUAUUGACCUCAUUAUCACUGAAGAGCCAGCACUAGGAAGCACGGAGAAGCCAACUGAAAUAUUUCAUAUUAUGGAGCACUUCUGUCUAGGACGACGUCGCCUUCACUUGUUUGGCAGUGAUGAUACCCUGAGACCAGGUUGGCUUUCAGUAGGACCAAGUCUGUCAAGUUCAAACUUCUCUGCCGAUCUAUACAAUUCCUACUUUUCCAAUGGACCUGAAGACCUUAUCGUUGGCAGCACACAAGAAAUUGAGACUCUUAGACCAAAAUCUCCCACAGGAAAACACAAAGGAGAUGGUGGAGGACGUGGGGGUGCAAAUGCAGCCAGUCGUGGGGGCCCAGGUCCUAGAGCAAGGGGAGGAGUUCGUGGGGGGAUGAUGAGAGGGGCAGGGUUUCAAGGGAGGGGAGGAAGGGGUUUUGUAAGCUUCUCUGUGAGAUAGUCAGGAUCAAAAAUUACCAAAACAAUGAUUUUGAUAAGAAAAACCAUGAUUGUGUUUUGCUACAGUAUCAUCAAGUUAGUUAGAAUGUGGUCAUUAUCAUACAGCAACACAAAGUUUGUACUUUUUGCCUUCGUGUCGUUUACUCUUACAGAGUGCUUGCCUUUAAAUUUUAGUUUUCUUUGAGAAGAUGGAACAAUAUAUAUAUACUUCUUGAACUUGAACAGAAUAAAUUUACAGAGCGCUUGACUCUGAGAGUAGCAGUGUAGAUAAUAAACAACGGUAGCAAGACUUCAA
Orbicella faveolata is the source of this 1113-nucleotide messenger RNA. RefSeq names its product N(6)-adenosine-methyltransferase non-catalytic subunit METTL14-like. Gene Ontology annotation, molecular function: mRNA binding. The record is from RefSeq and is a predicted model, not a curated record. Gene Ontology annotation, biological process: mRNA modification. NCBI's taxonomy places the organism in Eukaryota, Metazoa, Cnidaria, Anthozoa, Scleractinia, Merulinidae. Gene Ontology annotation, cellular component: RNA N6-methyladenosine methyltransferase complex; nucleus.